Camellia sinensis is the source of this 1788-nucleotide messenger RNA. RefSeq names its product serine carboxypeptidase II-2. The record is from RefSeq and is a predicted model, not a curated record. Gene Ontology annotation, cellular component: vacuole. NCBI's taxonomy places the organism in Eukaryota, Viridiplantae, Streptophyta, Magnoliopsida, Ericales, Theaceae. Gene Ontology annotation, biological process: proteolysis. Gene Ontology annotation, molecular function: serine-type carboxypeptidase activity.
GAAGUGAUCCCUGUAUCUCUGCAAACAGACAUGGCGUGGGAAUAGCAAAUAUACAUGUCAACAGACAAUCAUUGACCCACCACAUACCUUUUCCUCUUCUCAAUACCCAAUCUUAGUACAUCUUCAGCUUCAUAUUCUUUUUCUCCCCAAUCAAAAUCCCCAUAUUCUCGACCCUGUUCACAAAACCCCACUCAGAUGUCAAAUCUGAAAUGGGGUUUUGUGCUUUGCAUCUAUUUUUUCAUCAUCAAUCUUUGCAUAGGCAGUUGUAGCAAUAGUUUUUCUUCGGACCCACAUAACCAACAAUUGUUAGACAGAGUUUCAAACCUUCCAGGCCAAGCCUUUGAUGUGAGCUUUGCACACUAUUCUGGGUAUGUCACAGUCAAUAAGGAAUCUGGGAGGGCCCUCUUUUACUGGUUUGUUGAGGCUGUUGAUGACCCUUCUUCCAAGCCUCUGGUUCUUUGGCUCAAUGGAGGGCCUGGCUGUUCAUCAAUCGCUUAUGGAAUGGCUGAGGAAAUUGGACCUUUUCACAUUGAGAAAGAUGGGAAGACUCUUUAUUUGAACCCUUAUGCUUGGAAUCAAGUUGCCAAUGUACUGUUUCUUGAUUCCCCUGUUGGAGUUGGUUUUUCAUAUUCGAACACUUCAUCUGAUUUGCUGAACAAUGGAGAUAAAAGGACUGCUUCCGACUCACUGACAUUCUUACUGAAUUGGUUUGAGCGUUUCCCCCAGUAUAAAGGAAGAGACUUCUAUCUCACAGGAGAGAGUUAUGCAGGACAUUAUGUUCCCCAGCUAAGCCAAGCCAUUGCGAGGUACAACUCAGCAAAAAAGGAAAAAACAAUAAAUUUAAAGGGCUACAUGGUGGGAAAUGCUUUAACGGAUGAUUAUCACGACCAUUUGGGACUUUUCGAGUUUAUGUGGUCAGCUGGUAUGAUUUCUGACCAGACAUACAAGCAGCUGAAUCUUUUUUGCGACUUCCAGCCAUUUAUACACUCCUCAGAGAAGUGUGAUAAGGUUCUGGAUAUUGCUAGUGAAGAACUCGGAAAUAUUGAUCCAUAUAGCAUCUUCACUCCUCCGUGCACUGCCAAUUUUAGCUCAUCAAACCGGCUAUUGAAGAGACGCCAUGUGGUUGGUCAUAUUGGCCGGACAUACGAUCCAUGCACGGAGAAGCAUUCGGUUGUCUACUUCAAUCAACCUGAGGUUCAAAAGGCACUUCAUGUUCUCCCGGCAAGUGCACCAUCUAAAUGGGAUACCUGCAGUGAUUUGGUAAAUGAAAAUUGGAAGGAUUCCCCUACCUCAGUGCUCAACAUCUACCGUGAACUUAUCCAUUCAGGACUACGUAUUUGGAUAUUCAGUGGCGAUACAGAUUCUGUAAUUCCAGUUACAUCCACCCGGUACAGUAUAAAUGCUCUCAAGCUUCCAACUGUUAGCCCUUGGCAAGCUUGGUAUGAUGAUGGGCAGGUGGGAGGCUGGACACAGGGGUAUGCGGGGCUCACAUUCGUUACAGUAAGAGGAGCAGGUCAUGAAGUACCCCUGCAUAAACCCAAACAAGCCUUUACACUCUUCAAAUCCUUCUUGUCAGGAAACUCAAUGCCAGCACUUGAGCAAGUCAGUGACUCUUGAGAAUUUUUAUUCCACCAAUUGGUGCUUCUUUCUUGAAUUGCAAGAAAGCAGUUUGUUGUAGAAGUGCAAUGCUGUCAAGGAGUGACUUUUAAUUCCAACUGACAUUGUUUGGACACCUUGAAUGACUUUCUAUACUCAAUAAAAGCUUAAUUGGUGUUGGUUGCAAAACUA